Messenger RNA from Symbiodinium pilosum, 179 nucleotides. The record is from the annotation of a GenBank genome assembly. NCBI's taxonomy places the organism in Eukaryota, Dinophyceae, Suessiales, Symbiodiniaceae.
GACCUGAAGCACUAUGCAAACAUUCUUCGACUCCUCAGACUCAUUCGGGUGGUCAAACAGUUGAAGCAGUUCCCGCGAGUUCAGUUCAUGGUCCGCACAGUGUCGCGCAUGGUGAACGCAGCCGGUGACAUUCUUCAGCUGUUGGGCGUGUUGCUCUUUUUCUUCUCAGCUUUGAGUAU